CGUUGUUGCUCUGGUACUACGGAAUUUGUCAAGCAUUCAUCGAACCAUGUUGGUUACUCUCGCUCUUCUCGCUCUUGUUCCCGCCAUCUACGCCGGCAAGCGUGGUCUCGACUGGACGUGGUACGAUGGCAGUCUGAACCCAGGUUUGUUCAACAACGGUGACGGGAACGUCGUCGCCAUCUACGACUACGAGACUUAUGCACCGCCCUCGACGAACGGGAACGGCGGGCUGGGGUUCGUCGGCAUGCAGCGCUGCUACCCGACGUGUGAUUCCAGUCCCGUGGAUCAGCUCGCAGCCAGGCAGGCAGCGCAGGGCUGGGCGACUGUUUUCACGAUAAACGAAGCGGAUGUCAACGGCGUCACUCCGCAGGAGGCCGCGUCGUGGUACAUCCAAUGGGUGAACCCGCUCGCCAUCAAGAAGGCACUCCCGUCGGUGACCAACAGCGUCCAGGCUGGGCAAGGCCUGUCGUGGGUCUCUGAGAUGAUCUCUGCUUGCGCUGGCCAGUGCUACUUUGACUACAUCAAUCUGCACUGGUACGGCGGCAGCUUCUCCCAGUUCCAGUCGUACGUCGAACAAGCGCACAACCAGUUCCCCAACUACCAACUCGUGAUCACCGAGUUCGCGCUCCAGAACCCACCCGGCGGCCAAUCCGACCAGAUCAACUUCUACCGCCAGGCCUUUCCCUUCCUCGAUGGCGCCUCCUAUGUGCAGCUGUACUUCCCCUUCGUCGCGACUUCCCCGAGCUUGCUGCAAGCGAACGACCCGGGCGCGGUCAGCUUCGUAGGUACCGGCAGCUGCUUGUUCAAUAAUGACGGGAGCAUAAGCGCUGUGGGUCAGUUGCUUUUGUAGUAGUGUCUGGAAAGGCCGGCGAGCAGACCGCACGGGUGAUAUGAAAAAGAAUGAAACAAAGUGUUCUGAA
This is a messenger RNA of Dacryopinax primogenitus, 920 nucleotides long. RefSeq lists its product as uncharacterized. The transcript is spliced from 7 exons. Lineage: Eukaryota; Fungi; Basidiomycota; Dacrymycetes; Dacrymycetales; Dacrymycetaceae. The coding region runs from base 47 to 850 and encodes 267 amino acids. Gene Ontology annotation, cellular component: fungal-type cell wall. The record is from RefSeq and is a predicted model, not a curated record. Gene Ontology annotation, biological process: fungal-type cell wall polysaccharide metabolic process.